Spathaspora passalidarum NRRL Y-27907 is the source of this 2626-nucleotide messenger RNA. RefSeq lists its product as uncharacterized. NCBI's taxonomy places the organism in Eukaryota, Fungi, Ascomycota, Pichiomycetes, Serinales, Debaryomycetaceae. Gene Ontology annotation, biological process: protein targeting to vacuole; vesicle-mediated transport. The coding region runs from base 17 to 1756 and encodes 579 amino acids. The record is from RefSeq and is a predicted model, not a curated record. The transcript has a single exon. Gene Ontology annotation, cellular component: fungal-type vacuole membrane; Mon1-Ccz1 complex.
UCAAGUCAAUCGCGAUAUGUCCAAUGGAUUCAGGGCGAGGCUUGGCUCCAUAUCAACCAUCCAAUCAGCAAGAUCUUUAUUCCCUACAACAACAGUCGAACCAACAACAGCAGUAACAUUCACCAAUGUCGAACCAAACUUGAUAGGAACUGAACUGACAUAUACCCCCAGUGUGACUGAUCUGGAAGGAUUCCUUGCCAAUUCGGGGUUGCUCACUGAUGAUGAGGUUUCUGAUUACUUUCAACAACCAGACGAGGAUUUGCUGGAAAUGCUAACUGACUUAAUACGACACACUCCGGAAGAACCCACCUCGGCCAAACAGUCAUUUCUUGAUGUGAAUAUAUUCCCUAAUCCCUAUGACUUGGAUGAAGAGGAGUUUUACAAGCGGCAUAUUGAGAUAUCAAAGGAAGAUGAGUUGUUUCAUGACAAGUUGAAACAGUUUUUCAUUUUGUCCAAUGCAGGCAAACCAAUCUAUUCCAUGAAUGGGUCAGACGAGAUAAUUAUCGGAUACAUGGGAGUAAUAACCACCAUAAUCUCCACAUUUGAAGAAAAUAUGAAUGAAGAGAUAUAUUCCAUUAGUGUGGGAGAUAUGAAAAUCGUUGCUUUGAAUAAGUCACCGUUAAUUCUCGUCUCCAUUUCUAAAAUAGCUCACGAACAACCAAAUGUUUUACUAUCACAGUUGAAUAUGUUGUAUAAUUACUUGUUGUCAAUCAUAUCCAAACCCACAAUUGAUAGAAACUUUCACAACAAGUUGAACUAUGACUUGCGGAGAAUCCUCACUCAGUUGGAUUUCCAUAAUUUAGAUUGUUUAUGCAUGAAAAUGACUUAUGGAUUGACUUCGUAUGAUUCAUUCAAUUACUAUAUCAGUCAAUUAUUAAAUGCAAGUUUACAGCAGAUCAAGAUAUCCUACACUGCAAGACAGAGGUUGAAUAAGAUAUUACUAGAUUCCAAACGAAUGAGACAAAAUAGCGAUGACAAAGAAACUGACUUAGGUGCUGAUCUACUCUUUUCAAUUCUUUCUGUCAAUUCCAAAAUAGUUAGUUUUAUGAAACCAAAGAACCAUAAUUUAACUAAUCAAGAUCUAACACUAUUGUUCUCGAUUAUAAAUUCAUCAAAGUCAGAUAUAAGUAACGAUGAAACUUCGGAAGACAUGUGGUUUCCUAUUUGCAUGCCCAAUUUCAACCCCAAUGGAUUCUUGUACGUCUUUGUCAAGACAAUAAUUUUGCAAACUACACCAGUGACCAUCACUCUUUUGAGUAGUAAUAAGAAUUCGUUCUAUCAAAUCCGACAAAUAUCAAAUUAUAUUAUACACAAAUUGACCAAGCCAAAGAUGUUGUCUAAGCUUACUAAGGAACUCCACGAGAGUAAUACCUUAGCUAUUCUUCGGGAGGUCCCUAUAUCUCAUUUCAUAUACAAGAACAAAGCCCUUAAUCAAUUUGUCAUGAGUGAUACUGACAAUUCCGUGAAUAGUGUGCUUCAAUUGAGUUACUUCUAUAACACACUUUAUCACACAAAAGCAAGUCAAAUGAAAACCAUUGGCAGCCUAAAUAUCAAAAAGUUUUCGUACACUAGAUGGACAGUGGAUGAAGCAGUAAUUACCGGAUUCAUGUUAUCGGAUAACAACUACGAAUUUUAUUGUUUAUGUAACUAUCAAAUCAACUCCAAAGAGUUAAUUGGGCAUUGUAUAAAAGUUAUAAAAUGGUGUGAAAAGAAUUACAAUAGACUAUUUAUAGGAAAUGGGGUUAGUUUUACUUGAGAAUAGAAGCUUCGGUGGUUUUAAACACAUUGGUCAACUUAUCCGUGUAUGAUUUAUGCAAUUUUUCAAACUCAUCCAAAGUUUUUGUUUCUUCAUCACCAAUCUUGCUUGAUUUUGCAUCCUUGAGGAACUUGGUUCUAAUGUCACUCCUCACGGCAGCUAACGAGUUGGUCUUUCCGACUUUGAACUUUUCAUAAAUUUCCUUCAAUUGCUUGGCAUUUUCCUUCUUCAACUCAGUAGUGAUACUAGGCACAGGAACUUUCAAAGUAAACUUAUUAGCAGGAUCUAAUUGUCCACUCAUGUUCAAAUCGGAAUCAAUUAAUGCAUUAAUGAUAUGUUUUCCAUAAGCAGGAUCAAACAAGGUAAUUAUAAAGUGUCUACCCUUGACAGAAGUCAGGGCAAGUGAGGUGAAUGGAACUAAAUCAUUAUGAAUGUUGACUUUUAAAUUGUCGAAUAUUCUUGGGUCAGUCUUACCAAGCUUUACUUGAGUGGCCUGUUUUGAGAAUUUUUCAAUAACAGAAUCGAAUUUCUUAGUGGCAUCACUAAGAUCGAUCUUGGGUGCUUCAACAUCUUCUUCUAAUGGUUCAUCCUUCUUUCCCUUUUUAGAUUUCCUCUUUUGUGAGAACACUAUAGGUGUGGUAUGGAAUUGGGCAAGUGGGGUGAUUGUUCUUGGUAUCAAGCGUGGUUGGGCAAACGCUCUAGGGAUGACUCUAACUAUUGAUCUAAACAUUGGGCUUAGUUUCGGAUUGGUGGAGUAAAGUUGUGAAAAAUUUUUGAAACUCGUUUUUUUUUUCGGUCAUGAUUUAUCGGUCACAUGAGUGGUAAGUUAAUAUAGAACUAUUUAUCUAGUUAAGGCACAUCUAGUUACCA